AUGUGGAUAUUUGUGGCUUUAGCACUUGCUUUAUCGAAUACACCCGUGCGCUGCCUUGAGGAUCAGUAUUAUGGGCUAUGGAGUUUUACGCUAUCGCGCCAAUUUGAAGUUACUACGGACACUCUCGAGUGCGAAACGUCUAUCCCGAAAGACGGAGACAAGAUUUAUUUGACCCUCCUGCCAAAGGGUAUUGCGUACACAAGUGGAGGUCGUGCAGGGCGGUGGAGCCCCGUGUACAUGGCUGGUGUCGAUAUCCUAAUCGAAGGCAUGCGUUAUUUUUUCCUAAGUAAGACAGUCACAAUAUCGUCUGAGGGACACGCAAAGACAGUGUCCAUCUGUAGCGAAAGCCAACCAGGGCAUGGCUGGGCCCGCCAAGAUGGUAUAAAGAGCAGAUAUCAGAAUUGUUUAUAUGCUGCUCUGAUACAGCCCUUGGUUCCAAACGCAACAAAUAUUAAUAGUCAGGACCUCACGCGGCUACAUAUGUACGCUCCUGCGAGUGAUUAUGGGUCCCCACAGGGCUUUGACAUGCACUACGGAGACCCGCCCCCUGCGGCCUGGUCGUGGGGGGACGUCGGCGGGGCCUCGUUCCUCCCGGCCGCGCCGCCCGCCUCCCCCGGCCGGGGGUGCAACAGCAGCUACGUGGAGGCGGCGCUGGCGGCCAUGAUGGCGCGCGUGAUGGUCGCGAGCAACCGGACAGACCCGCUCGGGCAGCAGACGUUCCUCUCCGCCCGCCACGUCCUCGACUGCAGCCAGUACGGCCAGGGCUGCGCGGGUGGCUAUUUUGAAGGGGUGGGAUUGUUUGCAGAAACCUAUGGUAUCUUAACCACCGAUGCUUAUCCUGCCAGGCCCGGUGAUAAUGUACGAUAUUGUUCAGUGCCUGCCCAAGCCUCACGUCGAUAUUUUUUCACAAAUUAUUACCCAAUUGGAGGAUAUUUGGGAGCCGUCACAUCGCCGUCAGAGAUAAUGUGGGAAAUUUACCGCAAUGGUCCUGUUAUAGCAGGAAUUAAGCCUAACAGUGAUUGGUACUCUUGCAAGCACACCACAGAAGAGGAUUUUCUGCCCUCUUCUUAUCCCACCACAAGCACAGGCUUCCCAAACAGACGAUACUUCUAUGCAGAUGUAUCCUACGGUGUAGUCAUUAUCGGCUGGGGUACAGAUGAAAUUAAUGGUGAUUACUGGUUAGUCCUCGAUCCACUCUCCACCAGAAAAAGCAGCUGUCCAGAUAGGAUCCGGAAGAUUGCACGGGGCAUCAAUGCAUUUAACAUAGAGAGUUAUGUUGGAGGGGCAAACUGGGUGCCUCUGCCGGACCUUCUUACUACGCAUCCAAACAAAUUGGUCAUUCAGCAAACAUUUUUAAUCUGCCUCUUUGUGGCAGAUAUUGUUUCCGCAGCGGUUUCUAUUCUGUCGGUAAUUCUAGUAUGUAGUGUUAUUAAGAAAAGAAAAACAUUGAGCGUGAGCACCUCUUCGUGUCUAAUGAUGUCUGACCAUGCAUUAUAG
Molecule: messenger RNA, 1497 nt
Organism: Giardia duodenalis
Lineage: Eukaryota; Fornicata; Diplomonadida; Hexamitidae
Product: Dipeptidyl-peptidase I
Exons: 1
Coding region: 1-1497 (498 amino acids)
Biological process (GO): proteolysis
Molecular function (GO): cysteine-type peptidase activity
Source: RefSeq, a predicted model, not a curated record